Acanthochromis polyacanthus (spiny chromis) is the source of this 4407-nucleotide messenger RNA. RefSeq names its product nuclear receptor subfamily 2, group F, member 2 (gene nr2f2). The record is from RefSeq and is a predicted model, not a curated record. Bases 691 to 1962 code for a protein of 423 amino acids. The transcript has 3 exons. Lineage: Eukaryota; Metazoa; Chordata; Actinopteri; Pomacentridae. Gene Ontology annotation, biological process: anatomical structure development; cell differentiation; negative regulation of transcription by RNA polymerase II. Gene Ontology annotation, molecular function: zinc ion binding; retinoic acid binding; RNA polymerase II cis-regulatory region sequence-specific DNA binding.
UUUUUUUUUUUUUUUUUGCUUUUCCAAAAAGGAGGGAGAGAGUUUGUCUUCAUAUUCCAAGCUCUGAAAACACUCGGCUGUGCGCUUUUGCUGGCGCUAUACCUCACAAGGAGAAAAAGGAAGAAGACGCGAUUUUUUUUCUUCCUCCCUUUCUCCUGUGCGUGCGUUUGAGUGUGUGUGUAAACCCCAGUUGGUGAUUUUCUCCAAGACUUGUGCUGGAACUUGAUAGUAGCUGCUACAGUGUGCUCACCGAUUGUUUUGUGCUGCUGCUGCUGCGGGCACGGUCUCACCAACCUGCUCCAUCCCUCCACUGAACACUCCAUGCUACCUCGGCUGGUGAUUUUUGAGUCUUUAGCCCACCUUUUCCCAUUGAUGGGUGUGCUGGAUGGCUGACUGUAAGCGCCCCUGGACUUGGCCUUUAAGCGCAAGGCAGCGACUCAGCUCGCCACCGCAUCAGUUUUGAAAACCGUCUCUCCAACAGCAAUAAAGCGACAGUUUUUUCUUCUUCUUCUCCGGGAGACUCCAAGAGUGGAUUCAACGUAGGCUAGAUUUGACAUUUUUCCUCCUCCCGUGUGUGCGCGCGUGUGUGCGUGUGUGUCCGGCUGUUAAUCACAGUUUCCACCGAGACAAUUUUCUCCACCGCGACAGCAAAACGGCAGACAAAAAGUUUCUUUACGUUGACUGAUAGAUAUGGCAAUGGUAGUGUGGAGAGGCUCCCAGGACGAUGUGGCUGACACCCAAGGCACCCUUUCCUCGCAGACCCAAGGAGGACUAUCUCUUCCCACCCCUCAACCAGGCCAGUUGAAUCUGACAGCCUCUCAGGUCGCCCCUCCGACCCCUCAGACUCCGGUCCAAGGACCCCCGAACAACACACAGUCCACGCCGACGAACCAGACGACGCAGCAGGCGGAGAAGCAGCCGCAGCACAUCGAGUGCGUGGUCUGUGGGGAUAAAUCGAGUGGCAAACACUAUGGCCAGUUUACUUGCGAGGGGUGCAAGAGCUUCUUCAAACGGAGCGUACGACGGAACCUCACUUACACAUGCCGUGCCAACAGGAAUUGUCCAAUCGACCAACACCACCGCAAUCAGUGUCAGUACUGCCGCCUCAAAAAAUGCCUUAAAGUCGGCAUGAGACGGGAAGUUUCUCUUUUUACUGCAGCCGUGCAAAGGGGACGGGUGCCACCCACACAGCCACACCACGGUCAGUUCGCCUUGACAAAUGGAGACCCACUCCACUGCCAUUCCUACUUAUCCGGAUAUAUCUCUCUUCUGUUGAGAGCGGAGCCCUACCCGACGUCCCGGUAUGGCAGUCAGUGCAUGCAGCCCAACAACAUAAUGGGCAUCGAGAACAUUUGUGAACUAGCAGCCAGGAUGCUCUUCAGUGCCGUGGAGUGGGCCAGGAAUAUUCCCUUCUUUCCAGACCUUCAGAUCACCGACCAGGUGGCUCUGCUGAGGUUGACGUGGAGUGAGUUAUUUGUGCUCAACGCCGCGCAGUGCUCCAUGCCCCUGCAUGUGGCUCCUCUCCUGGCGGCGGCUGGCCUUCACGCCUCCCCCAUGUCUGCGGACAGAGUGGUGGCCUUUAUGGACCACAUUAGGAUCUUCCAAGAACAAGUGGAAAAGCUGAAAGCUUUGCACGUUGACUCUGCUGAAUAUAGCUGCUUAAAGGCAAUUGUGCUCUUCACCACAGAUGCUUGUGGCCUCUCAGAUGUGGCCCAUGUGGAAAGUUUGCAGGAGAAGUCCCAGUGCGCCCUGGAGGAAUAUGUCCGGAGCCAGUAUCCCAACCAGCCCACACGGUUUGGGAAGUUGUUACUCCGCUUGCCUUCCCUCCGCACAGUCUCUUCCUCGGUCAUAGAACAAUUAUUUUUCGUCCGAUUGGUAGGUAAAACCCCAAUUGAAACUCUCAUCAGGGAUAUGUUGCUUUCGGGGAGCAGUUUUAACUGGCCUUACAUGUCAAUUCAGUAAACCAAGAAGGAGACGAACAAACAAAAGGUGGGGUUGGAUGGUUGGUUGGAUGGAUGGUUGGUUGGUGGUGGAGGGAGGUGUGUGGGGGGGGGGGGGGGGGCUGCGAGACUACAAUGAUUAUAGCUGCUUUUGUGGAAGGAAUAAAAAACCAACCGGCUGUUACACGGGGCUGGCUUUCAUGAAGAAAGACAUUGACGUAAAUGACUGUGAAUUCCCCCCCUUCUACUCUCCCCCAAAAAAGAGAAAAAAUUGAGACAUCCACUGAACUUUCAAAAUGGCAGAUACAAGCUCCCAGUGUUCACGCAGAACAACCUGCUUCGAUCCAUUUUUUUGUUUGUUUUUGUAAUGAAAGAAGAAAAAUGAGGAAAAAAAAGGAAAAGGGAUUUUUUUUGUUGAUCCUUAUGAGGAAAUUUUAAGUAUUAAGUGCAUUUAAAAAUGAAAAUUUGGGUAAAAAAAAAAGAAGAAGAAAAAAACUGGAGAAAGGGGGAAAAAUACGAAACGUGAAUUUUUUUCUUUUUCUCAAAUGACUUUGUCCUGUGUCCAUGUAUAGCUGUGUUUUGUACUUUCUUUGUUCCUCCUUUCUGGUUCCAAACCGGCCUAUGUGAUUUCUGUAGUACAGGUGGUGUUAUUUUCUAACACGAUGAUUUAUUUUGAAAAAAAAAAGGUGAAAUAAUGUUUAAAAAAAAGACAAAAAAAAGUUCUAAAAAGAAUUAAAACCACAGCAAUAGGAGUUAUAGGCUUAUGAUCUAGGCUUAAUGCUGCAAGCGCACUUAUAUUCUUAGGAUGACCAAUAACAUCUGGGGAAAAAGGGAGCUAUUUGGAGUUCAUGUUCAACUUUAUGACCCAGCGGAGCAUUCUUUAUUAUUAUUAUUUUUUAACACUAUGAAGCUAUAGGAUUUGUUUUCCACUACUGUUUCUGACACAAGCUCUCUUAAAAUUUCAAUUAAUUUGUUUUGACGCUCGCAGAUUUGAAACGAUUUGGCGAAUCAUCCCCCCCACCCCCAAUUUCACUCACCUCUGAAUAUUUGGCACCAGUUCCCCCAAUUGGAUAUUAAAUCUACAAGUUGCCUAUAGAGCUGCUCUUAUAAAGAUAUUAGAGGCUAAUAUGUGCAGUGGCUCAGACUGCACUGAAAAGUAUAACUGGCUCGUUUAAAAAAAAAAAAAGUUGGAGAGGUCAAGGGGUCAUAAAAGUUUGAAGCCUAGCCAGAGUAGUGUUUAAUAGCAGUAUUAUUAAAGCGUCCCUGAAAUGUCACCCUUUAUUCACUUCAAGCAUUAAGUGCCUGACAAGCAUGAUGUGAUUUCUUAUCCAAACGUUGUUAAAGUAGGCCUACAACAUUUUUUGGGGGGAACACAAAUUAGAAAAACUUCAGUCUCUCUCUUUUUUUGUUUUGGAAAAACACUGAUUAGAGGCAGUAUUCUUGUAAAUAUAGGUCAAUUCAUUUCAACGAGUUUUUCCUUUAUACAAAGUAUAUGUGAUUAAGAAAAAAAAAUCUGUGGUUGCCAUUUUUUUUCUCUCUCUCUCUCGGUAAUACAACGUCUUCAAAAUUGAGUGGCAGACUUAGCUAGUAGCACUGAAAGUUCUGUUUUUAAUGUAUAUACAUAUUACUACAAAAAAUGUUUUCUUUUUCAUGUAUAUUUAGACUGUGAAUGCAUGGCCACAGGUCGCUAACCUAUUUUACCUUUGAUAUAUAAAUGUAAAUGUUUUCUCUCUCUCUCUCUAUCUCUCUUUCCUUUUUUUUUUUGGUUUUUUGACUGUAUAGAUAUAAUCUGUGCAUUCAGUACACUAGCCCUUGUAUUUAAAGAAACAGAAAAGAAAAAAAGACAAAGAAACGACGUUCAUUAUUAGGCUACAGACUUAAACAGGGUGAGCAGGUUUGGAGAAGGAGCUGAUAUUUUAACUUUAGUGUUAUUUGCUCCUCUUUUUUUUUUCUUUUUUUGGUCUUUGACAGGUGCCGUGGUGCGCGUGUGUGUGUGUGUCUGUGUGUGUGUGCGCGCGCGUGUGUGCGAGAGCGUGUGUGUGUAUUUGGAAGCUAGCAAUUUUGUCCUUGUUUUGAGGCUUUUCUUCAACACACACACAAAAAAGAACACCAUGUUGUGGUUGAAUUAAAAGGGAUCACUGAUUGAACACUGAUCUUUGGCUGUUCGUGGCCACAUAUGGACCAGAGAAUGAUACAUGAUUGUAAUUAUGAACAGUUUAAACUGACCCACGUUUUUAUAUAAAUAUAUAAAAAUAUAUGACUGCAGGGUAUUGAUAACGUAUAGAUACUUUUUUUAUGAUUAUUAUUAUUAUUAUUAUUAUUAAUUGCAAGUGAUAUAUGUGAGUGUGUGUGAAAGUUUAUAGUUGAACACAAUUCUUGUUUGUUUGUGUUAGCUUAUUGUAAACAAGCAUUCUGCUGUAAAUUUGUUCUUGGUAUUAAAUUAUAAUUUAUGAAUUUGAAAACACAA